Molecule: messenger RNA, 1060 nt
Organism: Pseudo-nitzschia multistriata
Lineage: Eukaryota; Bacillariophyta; Bacillariophyceae; Bacillariales; Bacillariaceae
Source: the annotation of a GenBank genome assembly
UCCAAUCAUUAAGGUUGGAUCAACAACCAACGAUCCGUUCAGAUUCGCUUCUCCUGUUCCAUUUGGUCUUUCAUUCGAAAAUGCACACCAUCUGUUCCGUCUGUCUACCCGAUCAGUAAUUGGGUAUUUUCGCCGUCGGUGAACUUGUAAGGAGGAACCUCCAGGUUGAGUGGUGCCGGUCCCUUGCGGAUUCGUCCCGAAAUAUCAUAGUGCGAACCAUGGCACGGGCAAAACCAGCCGUUGAAUUCUCCGGCGUUGGAAACGGGGACGCAUCCCAAGUGCGGACAAAUCGCCAAGACGACAACCCAUUCGUCGGUCAAUACUCGAUCUUCGUCGGUUUCGGGAUCACGCAAACUACCCAUUGGUACGGCUCGAACCUCUGCGACUUCCUCCGCUGUUCGUUUUCGAAUGAAAAUGGGUUUGCCACGCCACUUUACGGUCAGGGUUUCGCCGUAUUCAACCGCACUAAGGUCGAAAUCGGCCGUGGCCAGGGCGGCAGCCGAGGCGGAAAUGGAGAGGGAGGCCACCAAUUUGACCACUAGCAACCGGGCAGCUGAAGCAUAGGCAAAGCGCACAGUAGUGAGCAUGAGAUAAGCGAAUGCACGGCGCUCUGGUUCUGCAACCUUGUCGAUGCGAUCAUCAUAAAACCCAUUGUCGACACUCCCGUAAUCGUCCAUCGUUUCGACACCCGAGGGCACAGGAACAGAAGGCCCGCUGCCACUGCUCGCUUUCCAUGACGAAGACGUGCUGGUAAAGGCUCGGAGUCCCGAAAACGAGUAAGCUGCACCAUUGCAAAUGAUUGAAAAAUGUGAUUACGGAAGAAGUGGAAGAGGCCAAAUGUCGGUAAGUCGAAAUGAAGAGGAUGAAAAAGAUACUCCUCGCCAACGCGCACUCUCAUUCACGAAUUGAUUGCUGAUUUGAUCAAUGGACUGCAUCUCCGUCUGCAGAUCUACACUGCGAGGAAGUGGUAUGCCCUGUUGUAAUUAUCUAUCGUCAAACAUGCUAAUGCAUUUCAAUUGCAAACUGGUGUUGUAUUCUAGAAUAGAUCUUCAACCGGCAU